CCCCCCGCCCCCUCCCUUCUUUGGCGAGGGAGCGAGAGGAUCGGAGGCGAUGGCGGCGCUGCGUGCGCUCGAGUGGAUCUUCGUCUUCUACUUCGCGUCGCACGUCCCCAUCACGCUGCUCUUCGACUCGCAGGCGCUGCUGCCCAAGGGCGCGAUCCCGUCGCUGCUGAGCGAUCCAAUGAAGUGGUAUAUUCAGAAAUUUAAGGACCCCCUGAUGGCCAAUCCACCAGCUUGGUUCUUCACCUUCAUCUACUGUGAGAUAUUCCUGCAACUCCCCUUCUUCCCCAUUGCCGCUUAUGCCUUCUACAAGGGCGGCCGCCGCUGGAUCCGCAUCCCGGCCCUCGUCUACGCGAGCCACGUGGCCACCUCGCUGCUGCCCAUCCUCUCGCACGUGCUUCUGCAGGAUUUCACGGUGCCCCCGGGCACCAAGGGCGUUGUGGGCCCCAGCAACGUGCACGAACGCCUCUCCCUGGCUGCCGUGUAUCUGCCCUACCUGCUCGUUCCACUGCUCAUCAUCGCCACCAUGUGCCUGAGCAGCACCUACGCCGGCCCGCCCGCCCCUGUCGCCUUAUCCGCCAAACAAAAGAAGAAGUGAUUUGGCUCGGCGUGAUGCGUGCGGACAGUGGCUUGUGACCUCACUAUCACAUUCGUACUUUGUGCGCAAAGAAAAAUCCUUGAAGCUCCUGGCCACCCCCCCCCCCCCCCCCCCCGUUUUGUAAUGUGUAACCCGCUAGCCAAAUUGCACGUUGAAAUUGUUUUCAUGUCAGCAUAAAAUGAGCAGUGUGUGAUACCGCCAUGGUGCAAUGGAUAAGCUCGCUGCAUUUGCAAUGCAGAAGUCGCCGGUACAAUCUCCCACCUUGGUUCACUCAGAUAUAUAAAUGGAUACGCCACAGUCGAUGGGCGGAUCGCGUAUGAAUUGAGUAAAGUGUAGGUUACCCCACCUCUUCCAAGACGCAUAUCUAGCGUGGAAGAGUUUGCAAACGUACCCUCGAGGUGGUUUCUCUAAAGCGCCCAUUAGUGGAGGCCCUUCUGCCAGCAGUGCCGUGAGCAAGCAAUUGCAGGAUUGCACCUUUACCUAGUUCGUGAACAAUAUGUACCCGGUGGUGAACAUGAACACGUCGUAUAAGCCAACAUGUAGACGGUGAGCGUAAGGCACGGGCUUAGAUGCAUUACCUCUCUAUGCAGCAAUGUGCUCGUCAUUACCACCAUCAACAUGCAGACUUGUCCCAAACUCAAUACCGAUAAAUGUCAGCUCAACUGCACCCAGUAAAUGUCUCAACUUGGGGGCUGAGUACAGUUUGGAGGCAAUGUUACAUAUCGCCGAAUUGUCAGACAAAAUAAAUUCCAAGCCCCAGUCGGUAGUGUAACUCAUCCUCCGCAAAGAGUUGUCCCCUCCGUCAAAAAGUUGCGAGAGGAGCACUCCACACGGUGGUGAUGGAGGUAAAACUGUCUCUCUUCGCCGUGGUUUGCAUGCUCCAACUUGGAAUGGCGCGCACCUUUCGCCGAUUGGCACAAUGCUGACAUUGAAACAUUUUCAAUUGUGUGAUCUGGCCAGUUGUUAAUGUUCUGUCAUGGAGAGCGGUGGUGGUGACAUCUAGAAUAUACAAGCUUUUACAAAGUAAAAAAAAAACACUUUGUAAAUUAGAAUGUGCAGAUGGUGUACUCUGACAUUUUAGCUGGAGGACAGAAUUACAAUCAGUACGAGAAUGCAACUCCAUAAGAGGUUUUUUUUUUUGGGUUGGAUCGCGUAAAUAUAUUAAUGUGUCGUUAAAAUCCGCCACCACCCAACACAGACAACUAUUAAGGGUUGUCACGUAAACAGAACGUGGCCAAUUCUUCACUGGUUCAGCACUAACCGGUGUGUUGGAGAGCCAAGCCACUACAUUUACAAUCCGAGUACGACGUUUCGCCAGUAAUUAAAACCAGCUUCAUCAGGCGACAGCCAGAUUUGUGGAGAAGUCCACCAGUUUCGUUCCUUAAAUAGAGGCGUAGAUGUGUGAACACAACUGCAACUGAUGGUAAAAAUGUGGACAAAAAUAAUGAUGAAAUCGAAUCGCAAUGUCCUGGUCACUAUUCUCUCCACCUGAAGAAUCUCGCAUGUGUUGCGAUCGAAACGUCGUUGGCUUUUUGCUUUUAAUUUUUGUUUUCUAUCUACGUGACUUUACCGAAAGAACCAAGAAUAUGGGGGGAGGGAGUUCAAUGUCUUGUUGUUGUUGUUGUAGGACACUUAGGUUGAACCAUUUGCAAAAUAAGCGUUGCCGCAUUAAUGUUGGUUUGGAAUCUUUAUAAACAUCAAGCUUACGGGAACAUGCUAUGGAUGCUUUUCCCGACAAAGUAACGUGGGCCCAAUGAUAUAAUUAUCUUUUUGUGAUUAUUUUUCAUGUGAGUUAAUUUUAUUUCCUUAUAAUUGCUAAUUUUCUUUAUAAAAUAAAAAAAAUGUGAUCGA
Molecule: messenger RNA, 2446 nt
Organism: Lethenteron reissneri (Far Eastern brook lamprey)
Lineage: Eukaryota; Metazoa; Chordata; Hyperoartia; Petromyzontiformes; Petromyzontidae
Gene: TMEM97
Product: transmembrane protein 97
Cellular component (GO): endoplasmic reticulum
Source: RefSeq, a predicted model, not a curated record